Messenger RNA from Elgaria multicarinata webbii, 1790 nucleotides. RefSeq names its product solute carrier family 22 member 15-like. Gene Ontology annotation, cellular component: membrane. Lineage: Eukaryota; Metazoa; Chordata; Lepidosauria; Squamata; Anguidae. The record is from RefSeq and is a predicted model, not a curated record. Gene Ontology annotation, biological process: transmembrane transport. The coding region runs from base 79 to 1398 and encodes 439 amino acids. Gene Ontology annotation, molecular function: transmembrane transporter activity. The transcript has 10 exons.
UGGCGUUUAGCGCUCAAGGCCUCGCCGCUCGCUUUCGCAGACUGACGGGGAUGCUGCGGAGAGGCCCGGAGCGGAGCCAUGGACCUGGACGAGGCGUUUGGGUUGGUGGGGGAGUUCGGCCCCAGGCAAAAGAAGCUCACCGCGUUCCUGGUGCUGCUGCAGGUGUUUGUGGCCUUUCAAUCUAUGCUUAUUGUGCUAGUGGGAGCAGUGCCAGAAUAUCUUCUUGACCAAGAAUGGAUGCCAUCUAGUACAGAAGUUCUUGCAAAGCAUGUCAGGUUUGUCAGUAACUUCACAUCCAUAGCAACAGAGUGGUAUUUAAUCAAACAUGAAGCAUAUAAGGUGAGCCUGGCAUCAUCCCUGUAUUUCGCUGGCUUACUCAUUGGAAAUAUAAUGUUUGGUCCAUUGUCAGAUAAACUGGGCAGAAAGCCUGUGUAUCUAACAGGUCUUUGCUUUGAUGUGAUUUUUGGGUAUGUUUCAGCAUUUGCUCCAAACUAUGAAGUUUUUGCAGUGUCGCGCUUUUUUGUUGGAGUCACAAAUGGUGGAAUGUCUUUAGUGGCUUUUGUUUUGACACAAGAAUAUGUAGGAAAAUCCUUCUGGGCACUUACAGGCUCAUUGACAAAUUUGACAUUUGCAGUUGGCAUAGCAAUUUAUGCCUUACUGGGUUAUUACAUAAGGGAGUGGCGUUUCCUUGCCUUUGUAUCAAAUUCUCCGGGACUUUUCUUUUUUCUUCUCUCUUUUAUGCUUCCAGAAUCACCAAGGUGGUUAUACUCCCAAGGCAGAACUGCAGAAGCAGAGAGUGUACUACAAUAUAUAGCCCUUGGAAAUGGAAAAGAAAGGGUGACUGUGAAACUGAAGCAGUGCAAAGGAACAGUAAAAAAGGAUAAUUCAGCACCCGGUGUCCUAAACCUCGUUAGUCACCCAAUCCUUCGGUGGCGCACUGUCCUCUUGAUGUAUAUCUGGUCAGGAAGAUGCAAAAGUACAACUGCUUUUUUGAUAUUUGCAGGCCUUGCCUGUAUAUUUACCAUGUGCUUACCAGAAAACACUGGGGGAUUUUUCUUCAGUCCCCGCAUCUUAGCUUUAUAUGGGAAAUUGACUGUAAGUGCUGCCUUCAACAUCAUAUAUAUUUACACUUCAGAACUCUACCCGACAGUAGUGAGAAAUGCUGGCUUAGGUGUAUGUUCAAUGACAUGUAGAUUUGGUGGCAUUUUGGCUCCAUUUGUUCCUUCUCUGAAAUCUCUUGGCCCGUCUGUACCAUUUGUAGUUUUUGGCAUCAGUGGAUUAUCAGCUGGUUUCCUGACUCUUCUACUUCCAGAAACCCUAAACAAACCUAUUGCAGAGACUAUUGAAGAUUUGCAGAUGCCUACCUAUCAGAUGCUUAAAAACAAAAAGGCAGAGUAAAAAUGAUUUUUUAAAAUUUUUAGAAGCAGUUUCUAUACCUACUGGAACAUAAGAAAAUUUCUCAUUUGUUUGAACUUCAUUUUUCUUUCUCCUUCUCAGUUGCACAUACUUAAUAUUUUUCUCCAUUCCAAAAAAAAAGAAUACUCAAAAUAUUGAAAGCUAUCUGUUUUUUAUCAGUAUAUAGGAAAUGAUGUGCCUGGCAGAGUUCCUGUCUCGUCUCAUUCACUCUCCACCUUGCUUGUUUUUACUUAGUCAUGCCUUUACCGACAGACUAUUUAAUAUGUGAUACCAGGAAGAGCUCUUGGUUUCAUAUUUCUCAUCCAUCUUCUUAGAAGCCAUCUGGAAGAUUUUCCUAUCGCAGAUAUAUGGCAAAUAAAACCUUCUUGAAUUUA